GAGAAGCCAAACAAACACAAGACACCAAAAAUCCAUCCAUCUGUCUCUAUGACUAUUAUCUCUCUAUCUCUCUCUUUUAUUUUGUUUUUUAAUCGGUCAAAAUAACAAUUGGCCAGUCAUCUUUGUAGGUGACAGCUAACUCUACCUAUAUAAGCUUCGUUUUCACACUAGAACCUUUCCUUUGUUUACGGGCUUAAGCUUCUCUGCUUUGUUAUUGUCGAGAUUUUUCAGUGGGAUUUUUGUAUUUAUCUAAAUCUUUUGCAGUUAGAAUUUGGUGAGAGGAGUGAAGAGCUCUGUGAUUGAGUUUUGAGGUUUUGUUGAUGGGUUCCUGUUUUAGUGUAAGAAUCAAAGCUGAGAGCCCUUUUCACCAUGGGGCAGACCCAAAAUAUGGUGGCAGAGCUGGACAUGAAGUGAGUCGGUCUAGCAGCAAAUAUUCAUCGGCCACAGUGCCUUCAACUCCUCGGACAGAGGGUGAGAUCUUGCAAUCUUCUAAUUUGAAGAGCUUUACCUUUAGUGAAUUAAGAGCAGCCACUAGGAACUUCCGUCCAGAUAGUAUGUUGGGUGAAGGUGGAUUUGGUUCUGUGUUCAAAGGAUGGAUUGAUGAGCAAACACUAACAGCUGCCAAGCCUGGAAUGGGCACGGUUAUUGCUGUGAAAAGGCUUAACCAAGAUGGUUUCCAGGGUCACCAGGAAUGGCUGACCGAAAUCAACUACCUUGGGCAGCUUUAUCAUCCAAAUCUUGUGAAAUUGAUUGGUUUCUGCUUAGAGGAUGACCAUCGGCUUUUGGUAUAUGAGUUUAUGCCAAAGGGUAGCUUGGAGAAUCACCUAUUCAGAAGGGCUUCUUACGUUCAACCUCUCUCUUGGAAUCUCAGAAUGAAGAUUGCUCUUGAUGCUGCCAAGGGUCUCGCAUUUCUUCAUAGUGAUAAAGCCAAAGUGAUAUAUCGAGAUUUCAAAGCUUCCAAUAUACUGCUGGAUUCCAACUACAGUGCUAAACUAUCUGAUUUUGGGUUGGCCAAGGAUGGGCCAACAGGUAGUAAAAGCCAUGUUUCGACAAGAGUAAUGGGUACCUAUGGGUAUGCAGCUCCUGAGUAUAUGGCUACAGGUCAUCUCACUAAAAAGAGUGACAUAUACAGUUUCGGUGUUGUUCUUCUCGAAAUGCUAUCUGGCAGGCGAGCUAUAGACAAAAACAAGCCUUCCAGAGAACAAAAUUUAGUUGAGUGGGCAAGACCUUAUUUAGGCAGCAAACGCAAAAUCUUCCAAGUUAUGGAUGCUCGCAUCGAAGGUCAGUAUUCUUUAAAAGAUGCACUAAAAGCGGCUACUCUUGCUGUACAAUGCCUAUCUACAGAACCGAGAUAUAGGCCGAACAUGGAAGAAGUGGUAAAAGCAUUAGAACAACUGCUCGAGUCCAAUGACGACGAGGUAUCUAAGGGCCCUCGAACUGAAAUGCUCCGGAAAGUUAAUCGAAGUUCAGGCAAUGGUCCAAAAUAUCGUAGGAGAAGUACUAAUGAAAUUUGUGAUGGAAAAGCUGCCUCUUGUCCGCGGCAAUCUGUUUCUCCUGGUCGUGUAUAAAAAUAGUAGAUAUAUAUAUAUAUAUGCUUGGCCAUUCACAUCUAUUCAAGUAAAAUUAUAAUUGCAUUUGAUGAGCAUUAUAUCAUGUAUACAAUAUAUGUUGUAUAAUGAUCUAUGUUGUACAGUUCUUCAAUUCUAUUAUCAAUAACAUCUGAAUUCCAAGUUUCUUCGA
Molecule: messenger RNA, 1740 nt
Organism: Jatropha curcas
Lineage: Eukaryota; Viridiplantae; Streptophyta; Magnoliopsida; Malpighiales; Euphorbiaceae
Product: receptor-like cytoplasmic kinase 176
Biological process (GO): protein phosphorylation
Molecular function (GO): ATP binding; protein kinase activity
Source: RefSeq, a predicted model, not a curated record